This is a messenger RNA of Monascus purpureus, 1893 nucleotides long. The record is from the annotation of a GenBank genome assembly. NCBI's taxonomy places the organism in Eukaryota, Fungi, Ascomycota, Eurotiomycetes, Eurotiales, Aspergillaceae.
GGAUUACUGGUUCAAGGACCCGAAAUAUCUCACAUUAGUAACCAUAGGGACUGCGCGACUUUUGGCCCCGCAGCUGGGGCAACUUUCCUUCCGAAUUCGACGUUACACUACGCUGAAAAUGACCGUCCCCGAGGUCCUACCUCCGGAUGCGGACCAGCCUCCUAGGAAGAAGCUACACGGGAGAGAGUUCUAUAGGAGUCUGGGAAGUCCAAAAUAUAUUGUUGCACCGAUGGUUGACCGAUCUGAAUUUGCGUGGCGCAUGCUUACUCGUUCGUUCAUGGCACCCGAAGAAUCGAAACAUAUACUUGCAUACUCACCUAUGUACCAUGCUCGUCUCUUUCGAGAACAGCCGUCGAUGCGCAAUCAGCACUUCCAGCCUACUCGUGCAACAGUUGGCGAUAAGAAUGAUGAGUCGCUAUAUCUCGACGGAAACCCAUCGAUAGACCGACCGCUUUUCGUACAGUUCUGCGCAAAUAACCCGGAUGACUUUUUAGAGGCGGCGCGCCAUGUUGCUCCAUACUGCGAUGCGGUUGAUUUAAAUCUGGGGUGUCCUCAAGGGAUCGCAAGGAAGGGACAUUACGGGGCAUUCCUUCAAGAAAACUGGGAUCUGAUCUACAAGCUCAUUAAUAAAUUACAUACGGAACUCUCUGUACCUGUUACAGCAAAGUUUCGUAUUCAAGAAUCAAAGGAGAAGACGCUCGAGUAUGCUAAGAUGAUCCUGUCCGCUGGAGCAAGCAUUAUCACCGUCCAUGGCCGACGAAGAGAGCAGAAGGGCCAUAAUACUGGUGUGGCAGACUGGAGUUAUAUUCGGUACCUGAGGGAGAAUCUACCACCGGAAACGGUUAUUUUUGCAAACGGCAACGUUCUCAACCACGGUGACCUAGAACGUUGCAUUGAGGUCACCGGCGCCGACGGCGUAAUGAGUGCCGAGGGAAACUUGUCUGAUCCAACAAUUUUCAGCAGACCGCCGUUACCUGGACAUGAAGGGCGGGAAUAUUGGCGCGGUAGAGAUGGAAAAGGUGGGUACCGAAUCGAUGCAAUCUUCCGUCGGUAUAUGGACAUCAUUUAUAAGUAUGUCCUUGAGUCACCACCACCGGAGAGGAGACCUUUGUACCUCCCAUCAGAUCCCGUAUCGGAAGAAGAGAACCAGAAAUCAGAUAUUCUCUCCCAGGAAGAGGAAGGCCCGCCCUACAAAAAACAGAAGCGCGAGAAAUCCAAGAGACCAAAUUGUCCCAGUCUCAUUGUGAUGCAGGGCCAUCUUUUCCAACUUCUCCGGCCUAUGAUCUCGAAAUACACAAAUAUCCGAGAUUCCCUCGCCCAUUCUCGACCUGGUGACAUUCCGGCCUUCGAGCAUGUCUUGACGCUCGUCGAAGAUGCGGUCAAGGAGGGUCUCAAGGAAUACGAACAACAUCCCCAGCAGUUUGAGAACACCUCGGAUGCAGCAGAUUUAACUGGUUCCAAGGCCACUAUUGCAGAAUAUAGCCGCCCAUGGUGGGUGUGUCAGCCGCAUAUCCGCCCUUUGCCCGAAGAGGCUAUAGAAAAUGGGGCCAUGCAAUUGAAGAAAAAGGACAAAGCCGGCCAAAGCAAGCUUUUUAAUGACGCUCGAGACUCCCAGCAAGAUACUGCCUCCCAGAGCGCUGCUGAUAACUCGACAAAUCCUUAACAGCCACUCAAAAUGCUCGUGAGUGGAUAAAUACAUCACGUUUAGACUACAUUAUCAUGUUUAGUUGGUGGAAAGCGGCUUACUGAUGAUUCUUUGAAUCAAGCAUAUGCAUAUAAGGCGCCUGAUGGACAGUUUUCUUGAUCAAUCGUAUAUAGAGCAGGUUAUCUCAUUUCUACUCUGACCUCGCAAUAACCGAUAUUCAUCGAUAACUAUCUUCUAAUUCAAACUCG